Molecule: messenger RNA, 936 nt
Organism: Heterobasidion irregulare TC 32-1
Lineage: Eukaryota; Fungi; Basidiomycota; Agaricomycetes; Russulales; Bondarzewiaceae
Product: peroxisomal membrane anchor protein Pex14
Exons: 5
Coding region: 1-936 (311 amino acids)
Biological process (GO): protein import into peroxisome matrix, docking
Cellular component (GO): peroxisomal membrane; peroxisomal importomer complex
Molecular function (GO): signaling receptor binding
Source: RefSeq, a predicted model, not a curated record
AUGGCUUCCCCGGACAGGCAAGAACUCGUUCGCAAUGCGGUCGCGUUCAUCCUCGACCCAAAGACUCAGUCGUCGUCCUUAACCCAGAAGGUGCAAUUCCUCGAAGCAAAAGGCCUGACGGCGCCUGAGAUCGAGGAUGCCAUGAGACUAGCCGGCGCACAAACCGUGUCCGUCCCAGCUGGACCAUCGUAUCAACAGCCAUACGCGCCUGUGUACGGACCCUCUCCCUAUAUGCCGCCGUCUCAAUCACAACCGUGGGAUUGGCGUGACUACUUUAUCACUGCAGUCGUCUCAGGCUCUGUUGCCUAUGGUGCCAUGGCGCUCGCCAGAAAAUAUCUGCUCCCGCAUCUCCAGCCUCCAACUUCCACUGCCUACGAACAGGACCGCGACGCUCUCACAGCACAGUUUGAUGCUGCAGAAGCGUUGCUGAAGGAAAUUCAAGCCGAAACAGCCGCCGUGAAACUGGCGGUAGAAGACCAGAAAGGGAAGGUCGACAAAGCAGUGGCCGACGUUGAGGCUACAGUAAAACAACUUCGGGACGGGGAUGCGAAAACGAGAGACGAGAUGCGGGAGAUCAGGGAGGAGAUCAACAACGUUCGCGAAAUGCUUCCAAAGAUGAUUGAUAAGAACAAAGAGACGCAUACGCAAUCUCUGGCAGAAUUACAGCAAGAGCUCAAAUCCUUGAAGGCUCUAUUGCUUAGUCGAGGGCCUUCUGCUUCUAGUACUCCUAUUCCGCCUCCUAGCUUUCCUCAACGGCCCUCCAUCCCAGCCUGGCAGCUCGCCCCUCAAUCCCUCACUCCACCUCCGGCCCAACCUACACCACAACAAUACACAUUGCCGUCAUCCGCAUUGCCAGGUGUCGGUUCACCGAAACCUAUUCCAGAUCACGACAAGGGCAAGGAGAUGGAGACCCAUGAGGUCAAUGGCACUUCAUAA